Molecule: messenger RNA, 3865 nt
Organism: Epinephelus fuscoguttatus (brown-marbled grouper)
Lineage: Eukaryota; Metazoa; Chordata; Actinopteri; Perciformes; Serranidae
Product: piggyBac transposable element-derived protein 2-like
Exons: 4
Coding region: 372-1898 (508 amino acids)
Source: RefSeq, a predicted model, not a curated record
GUUCAUGGAGGUUCACGCUUUGACUGGCAACCACUGUGUGUGGAGGCUGCAAAGUUGGAGAAAUUGUCCCAUUUGAGACCAAAAUCAACGCAUCAAUGUUGGACGGGAAGCGAUCAGGUGGAUUUCAUAUCGGGAUUCCACCACUCGAAAGUGACGACAGCUGUCUCAGUGACAGUGGGGAUAGCGAUGAAGACAAAACUCGUACCCCAGCCACAAGCCGACAUUUUGGCGACUCCCUCUGAGCCCUUUAAGGUUAUGAAAGCGGCAGUAGUGAGAGUGCUGACAACAGCAGCAGUAAUGAAGACUUUACUGCUGCAAGAAGGAAAUCAGCUGCUACUACAAAAAGAAAAAAACUAAAGGUAGUAUGGAAGAUGGCGAAGCAAGAGAACUCUGUAACAGACGAUCCAGUUAGGCAAGGUGCUCCUCUGGGUGCUGAUGAAGUCAGACUGCCCAUUCAAUACUUCAGAGACUUUUUUGACGCUGAUCUUUUGGGUAGUAUUGUGGAACAAAGCAAUCUGUAUUGCACACAACAAAAUCAAAAUUGUGCCCUCAAAUUGGAUCAGAAUGAACUGGAGCAGUUUAUUGGCACUGUAGUGUACAUGAGUGUUUUGCAUUUACCUAGGCCAAGAAUGUACUGGUCCAGUGCAUGUCGAGUAUCACAGGUGGCUGAUGUGAUGUCCCGAGACAGAUGGGAAGAAAUAAUACAUUUCAUUCAUUUCAAUGACAACAUGGCACCCAAUAACGGUGAUAGGCUUUUCAAAGUCAGGUCACUUAUUGAUUCACUUCUCCCCAAAUUUCAGGCUCUCCCUCAAGCUCAAAUGUUAUCUGUUGAUGAGCAAAUGGUGCCAUUCAAAGGCAGAUCAAGUCUAAAGCAGUAUAUCCCCGAGAAGCCAUACAAAUGGGGAUACAAAAUCUUUGUGCUUUGUGACACAGAAGGCCUGGUGCAUUCAUUUGACAUAUUUGCAGGGAAAAUUGGUCCUGCACCAGGACACCCAGACAUUGGGGCAAGUGGAAACAUUGUGCUAAAGCUUGCACAAGAUAUUCAUGAUGCUGCCAAUCACUUGCUGUGCUUUGACAACCGGUUUUCCUCCUUGGAUUUGUUUGUUGCUCUUGCAAACAAGGGGAUACCAGCCCUUGGUACUGUGCAGCAAAGUUGCCUGAAAGGGUGCAGUUUCAGUGAAGACACAGAAAUAAAGAAAAAGAGAAGAGGGACAUUUGAAGAGCAACAGGUUGACGUAGACAAUGUGGAAAUAAGAGCAGUCAAAUGGUUUGACAACAGCGGGGUGAUCGUUGCUAGCACUUUUGCCAGUGCCUGGCCUGUUUCUAACAUAGAAAGAUGGGAUAGAAAGUUGAAAAAGAAAGUGUCUGUGGAAUGCCCAGGUAUCAUCAGCCUGUACACCAAGUUCAUGGGCGGGGUUGAUGCUCUUGAUGCACUGAUUGCAGAUUACCGCAUCCACAUAAGGUCAAAAAAGUACUACCAUAGGUUCUUUUUUCACUUUGUGGAUAUGGUCAUUGUCAACAGCUGGUUGUUGUAUCGGCGUGAUUGUGAGUCACUGAGUGUUCCGAGAAAGAAGCAGAUGGAUUUGCUUGCUUUCAGAACAUCUAUUGCACAGGCGCUCUGCAUGCAAGGCAAGGAUCUGUCAAAAAACAAGAGGGGGCCGCCUUCAUCGGAUGUUGAAAGGGAGUUUGAAAAGAAGAAGCGCCGAGGUCCAGCUAAGGCUAUUCCAACACAGGAAGUCCGUUCAGAUGCUGUGGGUCACUGGCCAGUGGUUGAAAGAGAGCGGCAACGCUGCAAAUUCCCAAAUUGUAAGGGCCAGACUGUGUUCAAAUGUGCAAAGUGCAACGUUCACCUGUGCCUCAACAAAAACAAGAACUGCUUUCGUGAAUUCCACGAGUAAGGCUGUUUCAUGCAAAGACAGUUCAAGUGACAUGCUCACUCCACAUUGGAGAAACAAGGACAGAGUAGGAGUAAAGAUGUCAUGGUGAAAUUUAAGGUGUGCUGAUUGAUUCAUGCCAUCAAUUCAUGCACUGAGUAACAUUUCAAGUAAAUGUUCCACCUUAAAACAUGUCGACAGUCAGCCCAGUGAAUGAAGCUAUUUUUUUAUCUUUCAUUUUAUAGUUAUAGUUUACUGAUGUAUGAUCAGAGGUUACAUAAAACCAGCCGCAACUCAGCCCUGAGCAGAGUGACUGUCCUCUACUGACCAAUCAGACUGCAGGGUUUCUAGCUCCACAUUUUAUUACCAGAUUCUGUGUACUAGGUACUAGCGAUGGUGAGAUGAAGCCUUAUGGAGCAUUGAAGCUUUCCAGCAAAUUGGUUCAGAAAAGGGUUCAUUUCUCGAGGCUUCAUGCACACAUGAAACCACCUGCUGGCCAAAGUGUGUAGAACAGGCAGCUGUGACCUUAACCAUGUAAUCUGUGAUACACGGUAUUUUGUGUCAGUAAUGGGUAUUGGGAAUAACUAUUAUUAAUAAUAAUAAUAAUAUUAUAACUUUCUUUUUAUCAAUAUAGUGUAUUUUCUAGUGAGUAUAUUAUGACUAUACUGUAUCAAAUACAUCUGCAAUAAACUGUUAUUGUUUUGUGAAUGCAUCCUGUGUGUAUAAACCAAUCAUUGGCUAAAAAUUGUAUUGUUGUGUAGUGUCAUAUAAUAUAAUAUAAUAAUGGCAAAAGGGGUAAUAUUCAUGUUCUGUGUCACUUCUGUGCAAACCUCACACCAAGAUCUGAACCGCUUCCCGAACCAGUCACAUGGUACAGCCUGGCAGCGAGGCUUUGGACGUCAUCAAUGACGUCACUCAUCUGAAACUAUACAAGCCUCGAUACGCGCAUCGCGGAAACACUUCUGGAUUAAGCCUGAUUUAUGGUCUUGUGUUAAAUCAACGACGUCGCUACGUCGAAGGGCACGUGGCUAUGCAGGAGGCACGCCAUAGCCCCCGGCGUAGCCUGACGUGCAUCUCCCCAAAAAUGUAACUGCACGUCGAGGCGACGCAGACCCAGCGCAGACCAAGAGGGCUGUGAUUGGUUUGAUUGGUAGCAACGCAUUUCCGGUUCCGUAUUUCCAGAUUGCGCCAUCCCUCAACGUUCAAUAUGGAUACGGACCGAUACGGAUGGAGCCGUCUGUCCGUGCUCCACGUUCAUUUCUCUGUGACCGGAAAAGCUGGAAGCUAAACAAAGAAUCAACUAGAGACAACGAUAACCAUUCAGGAAAGGAACGCAGCCCCCUACCGCUCUGGCGGUGAAUUGCACCGUGAUGAAAUGGAGUGACGGAGAAGUUCGAAGGGUUCACGACGGCGUCACGGCAACGACGUAGGGACUUCGUUGAUUUAACGCAGGACCAUAAAUCAGGCUUUACUCGACGCACGCUUCGAAGCAUCGGCACAGCACGUAACAUCACUACUGGGUACCCCAACAGAGAGGUAAACAAAAAUGGGGACGAUACUGAACGGUUCCAUUGGUACCAUCCACAAUUUUUCACAGUGGAAACAGGAAAAAAAAGCGUACUGAAUUGAACCGUACCGUACUGCUCGGUGGAAACGGCUUUAUUGUUAAAAGUCGUCUUAAAUGAGCCAAUAACAAUCUGACUUUUGGGAAAGCUUGAUGACAUUUAAGACAUACAUUUAGUUCAUGAUGUUUAAGUAUUUCUUUACUGUGCUGUUUUGUUUCUUGCCGUUGUCAUGAUUCAUUCUUUUCUAAAUGAAAGUCUAUAAGUUCUAAGUGAAAAGCUUAUAAAAAAAUAAUUUUGUAGCAUCAAUAAAAUCUCCAUACCUCAGACGGGAAAAUGUAUUAUAUGAUUUCUUUAUUUAUUUUUUUCUACCAUUCUUUUUACCCUUUAUACCUGUUGUCACUACUUUGCAUCAUACCUAAAUGUAUA